AUGUCGCAUCAAGGACACGAGCACGGACCAUCCGACGGUCACCACGAUCAUCACGAUGAGCACAAGGAUGGACAUCACCACGACACUCAACACGACGCUCAUGGACAACACGUCCAUCACGCCGGAGAUCACUGUGAUACUCAACAUGCUGGAAACCAUCAAGCUGGUGAGCAUUGUGCUCACACUCAACACGAUGCUGCUCACGAGCACAGCCAUGGAGAUCACAGCCACGAUUCCCAUGGACAUCAUUAA
Caenorhabditis remanei is the source of this 252-nucleotide messenger RNA. RefSeq lists its product as uncharacterized. The record is from RefSeq and is a predicted model, not a curated record. Bases 1 to 252 code for a protein of 83 amino acids. Lineage: Eukaryota; Metazoa; Nematoda; Chromadorea; Rhabditida; Rhabditidae. The transcript has a single exon.